Messenger RNA from Punctularia strigosozonata HHB-11173 SS5, 2613 nucleotides. RefSeq lists its product as uncharacterized. Gene Ontology annotation, molecular function: protein binding. The record is from RefSeq and is a predicted model, not a curated record. The transcript has 2 exons. NCBI's taxonomy places the organism in Eukaryota, Fungi, Basidiomycota, Agaricomycetes, Corticiales, Punctulariaceae. The coding region runs from base 103 to 2613 and encodes 836 amino acids.
CGUUCGUCGCCCCGGCGGGCUCAACAUCCAGCACCACAAGCUAUAUUAUUCUAUUACAAUCGAUCGUAAAACCUUAUACCGGCUCACCGAUGCCGACACUGCAUGCGGAAUUUGCUCAGACGCCUGCCAAAUGGUGCUGCUAACUCCUCGACGCCCAAGCAGGGAUUCCAGUCCGCAGUGAGACCCCGCCGGCCCACCGUCUUCAAGAAACUCCCGUCGACAUGGGUCAGCGCGCGCGGACUCGACCGUCCUAUCAACGAAUUUACCCGGCUCGUCCACCGUCAGACGCGUGACGAAGCAUGGUUUAUGGCGAACCGAGUCAUUCGCGCGAACAAGAUGCUGGCACGCCAUCGGGCGAUGCGGGACGCGAACGUGGAUUCGGCGGAAUGGUGGAGGUGGAAGGCGGUCGUGUUCACCAAGGAUAUGCAACACGCGUUGUCAGAGCUGUCGAGGAUGGGGAUUGAAGUGCAGGGAGACGUGAGCGCGGUCAUAGAGUGGGGACGUCGCCCGAUGCCUCAGUGGAAGAACCCGGUUCAGGACCCGCCUGCCUGGAUCGUCAUCCAUCUCCUCUCCACCAAAGUCCACACCCCCGAACACGCCCGACAAGCCUAUAGCCUCGCGGCCUACUGUAUCCCGUCGUUGUCUCCUUCAAUACGGCCCUCGCUCCUCGUGCUAGUGGCACACCACCUCGCCAGGUUUGGCCUCCUACCCCCUUUGCGGGCGCUCGUUACCUCCUUUCUCACAGAGACUAUAAGUCAGCCCACAUUCCACUUCAACUCCCUUCUUCGCGCUUUAUCGCGCUUACACGCGUCGCCCGCAUCCGCCAAGCUCUCCGUCACGAUCCUGGAAACGAUGACCUCGAGGAAGCUUCGUUUAUAUCCACACACAUACAACGCGUUGCUGUCGGACCGAUACCUGACGGUGGAGCUUACGAGGAUGCUCCGAGACAGGAUGAAGGCCGAAGGAACGGAGCCUAGCAGGAAGCACCUUGAGGCAUACCUGCGCGUCUUCGCCACCCACGGAGCUAUCCACGACGCAGAGCGGUUUCGGGAAGCGGUGCGACAGCUAGAUAAAGAUCGGCGAUCCAGGCGAAGGAGGCGAAGUCAUGCAGACGAAGAAGACCGGACGGUCAGACGUUCGGACACCAUGUACCUGCGCGCGCUCCAAAACGAUAAGGCGUCUGCGUUCCGAUACCUCCAUGACCUAGCGGCCAUAGAACAGCGCAACAGCGCGACGCUUUCUGCGAAAGCGACGGCACUCGCACGUCGUGCAGCCAAGUUCAAGAACCGCCCUCGAACCAACUCACCCCGGGUUCUCUCUAAGAACAAGCGCUCGCUCGACAUCUACGACUGGACCACGGCGCUGUACGUCGCCUCCUGCGAUAAGUCGACGCCUGGGCGCGAACUGCUCAGACUCUUCGACUUCGCGCAGACAAGGGGCGGGGUGUUCACCCCUACUGUCGCGACCUACACCACCCUCAUCAAGGGUCUCCUCGAGAGGCAGGAACUGGGCCCCGCGCUGGAGAUGUGGAGCCGGCUGCGCCAGUCCAAGCUUCGGCUCGACAAACACUCCAUUGCGGUUGGCGUGCAACUGCUGACGGAGUCCGGCCACUUGGCCCGCGCGUGGAGGCUGCUCGAAGCCGCGUUCACCGCCAACAACAAGCUCGUCAAUCUGACGACCGUCAACGGGUUUAUGCAGUCACUGUCGGCAGUCGGCCGCCCGGACGUGGUCUUCGCGUUGUGGGACCACAUGACCGCGCUCUUCGACCUCCGGCCGGAUGCCGUGACGCUGGACAUAUUGCUCGACGCGGCCCGGCGAGCGGCGCGGUUCGACGACACGAUCACGGGCGCGCUCGCGAAUUUGCAGCUCAAGAUGCCCUUCCGCCAACGGUCGGAGCUUCCGUUCGGACCCAAUUCUACGCGAAGCCAUUCGGUCGACGCGAUCGACGCGCUCUUCAAGGAUGGAGCGAAGGUGACAGGCCUUUGGAGGGACGUGCCUGCCUGGCAACGCGCGCGCCAGAUCUUCCGGCAGGUCGUGCUGGGCAAUUGGCCGAAGCUCAUGGCGGUUAGCCCGCCUGCGAUGCCCGUUCGACCUUCCGGAGAAUACUCGUCCCUGGGAAUACGCGAGAUCGCCAGCGCGUUCGUAGGUCCGUCGUCGGGCAAUGCGAAGGGGCCGACCGUGCGCCCGCCGUAUCUGCCCGCAAUGCAGCAUCUUGCGCUUCAAGGGCUUUACCCGUUGGGCGCAUAUCCCCACAUUUAUCCGACGGACAGGACCUUCCGAGCGUACAUACGCCUCAUGGGCGCGCGUGUCUACGCGGGCGACGGCGUGGAGUACGCGUCGGAGAUACCCCUAGCUUUGGCCUGGAUGAGGGAGAUGGAGGUGAAGUGUAGUAAGGAGACCCUGGCGCUCGUGACAGUGCUGUGGGCAGAGGUCGGGAUGAGGGCACCGCUCGUUGAAAACUGGCUGGCGAGGAAGGGCGGGCCGGGUGUGGAUGAGAGGAGCGAGUACGCAAAGCUGAUGGCUUGGAUGAAGGAGUGGGUGGGCCAGGAGGGGAUGCCGAGCGAGAGAGAUGUUGGGAAAUGGAUUGCGGUCUUGAGUCAAGGGAGCGAUUAG